UACCAACCUUACAAAUAAUCAACAGUGAAACCAACCGUUUAUUAAAAAUAAUGUAAAUGAAAAACGUUUAAUUAAGUCGUUGACAGUCAGAAGGGAUCAAGACUGACUGAGACAUCCUGUCCACUGUCUUUUAAUUUAAUUAUUUAUUUAUUACUGACACUAAUUAUCAAUGAAAAUAAAUCACAAGACUAACAAAGUCUUUUUAGACAAGCUAUUACUGUAAUAUUGUACAAUAAUAAUUAAAAUAACUUGUGAUUUAAACAAUUUAAAAUUGUUUAAAGUGGCUGUUGGUUGACAAGAGUUGUUUUAAAAGUAAUAAAUGAUAAUGGAAGAAAUUGUUUUGACACCAAUCAAAAAUUCAUUGAAACGUGAACCAUCAUCUCCAAUGAGUCCAGUUAUUUAUAAGACACCAUUGAAACAAUUUGAAGCACGUAAAAAUUUUAACAAUAGCAAUGACAAAGCUAGAGGUUUUCCAGCAAUGUCUAAUCAUCGGACACCACCGUCAGGUUUGACGAAAUUUAUUGCCAGAAAUCCUUUUGAUGCUGAACUUACUAGUCGACUUCAUAUGUCAGUGAUCAGUCCCACUAUAUUUAGUAAGGUAACAACAAAAUCACACGAUUCUCCUUUUUCAUGGACAAUCGAUGAGCUGGCGAUGCUGAAACCCGUUGCUAUUGAAGAAUUUUCUCUCCAGCAGUCCCCCUGCUCAGAUCCGGAAAUUGAGAAAAAAGCCCAAGAAGCUAUCAACAAAUUUUUUAGUGCUAAGGAAAUACAUCCGAGUCCUUGGAAUGAACGACGAGAGCCUAUUAAACAGCUGAUUGUUACUCCGACUAGCUCAUUGGAAGGAUUCAAUGCUGAAGAGACUGAAAAAACUACUAGAGACUGUUGGGCACAAACGGAAUUGUCCCUUCCACCAAAUCUACCUCGACAUGUCGAAGAAGCUUUGAAACCUUAUUUCACUUUCACACAAGAACAGCAAGUUGAUAAUGACGAUGCCAAUAGCUCAAAUAAUAGUUCAUUGAGGAGAAAAUUAUUUUUCAAUCAUGAAGAUUCUAUUGAAGACGACUCCGAGUGUUCAGUAAUAUUGUCUCCAUCUAAAAUAAUUUCUAGUCCUCCUCGCAGUGGAAUGCUGGCCCACGGAACACUAAUUGGGGCAGGUUUGAAUAAUAUGCAGAGAACUUAUGACACAUCAUUUAGAACAGAUAAUUUAAUUAUACCCCCAGACAUGUCGCCUAUAUGUGACGAAUCAAAUAAUAUAUCUUGUAACAGUUUACGAUCACGUAAAUCAGCGACACGACUCGACUUCUCUACACACAUGAGUGUCGACAAUUCUAACUUGGAGGAUAAAGAAAAUGAUAAAUCUCAAUUGAUCAAUAAUCAAAAAUCUCUAGAUGAUACUAUGGCAGAUGGAGUAAACGAAGACGAGUACAAUGAAAACGAUACAGUCGAAAUGAUUUCGUUGAUUCAAGAGACAACGCCACUAAAAGAAUUUAACAAAAAUAGUAAUAAAUUAGAUAAAUUAAAAUGCGCGGUGGAUUGGUAUAAAAGUGUCAAUAAUGACAGCUACAGAGUACGCAGAAAUUUUACUUCUGCUGGAUAUUCUGAGGAUCAGAGCACCAGUGCCUUUACAUCUGCUCAAGACACUGGUUACCAGACUUACAGUAUGAACAAUACUAAUAAUAUUACAAGUAAUAAUCAUAGCUUGACACCUGUCAAAAAAGGCUUCAGUUGGGACGAACGUCAAAUAGGAAUGUCUCCUAUCAGUGAAAUAAGACUAUCUGAUUGGCACGGUAACAUCAAGUCAAUGAUUAGCUCGACUCCUUCGAAAUUAAUACGAAGCAGAGAAAAUCAUAUUUAGUGAAAUUUUAGUUAUUGAUUUAUUUUAUCAGUAUUCAAUAACUGCUCAAUUUAAUUGGAUACUAUAAACAAUAUACUUAUACCGAUAUAUUGAUAUACAAUUAACUUAGAAAAUUAACAAUAAAAUUUUUCUUAAAGUUUU
This is a messenger RNA of Microplitis demolitor, 1996 nucleotides long. RefSeq lists its product as uncharacterized. NCBI's taxonomy places the organism in Eukaryota, Metazoa, Arthropoda, Insecta, Hymenoptera, Braconidae. The transcript has 5 exons. The record is from RefSeq and is a predicted model, not a curated record. Gene Ontology annotation, cellular component: cytoplasm; nucleus. Gene Ontology annotation, biological process: activation of protein kinase activity; regulation of mitotic nuclear division; regulation of mitotic spindle organization. Gene Ontology annotation, molecular function: protein kinase binding. The coding region runs from base 320 to 1855 and encodes 511 amino acids.